This is a messenger RNA of Rhizopus microsporus ATCC 52813, 1219 nucleotides long. Its product is annotated as mitochondrial carrier. The record is from RefSeq and is a predicted model, not a curated record. Gene Ontology annotation, cellular component: mitochondrial membrane. The transcript is spliced from 3 exons. Gene Ontology annotation, biological process: succinate transmembrane transport; mitochondrial transport; thiosulfate transport. The coding region runs from base 74 to 973 and encodes 299 amino acids. Gene Ontology annotation, molecular function: oxaloacetate transmembrane transporter activity; sulfate transmembrane transporter activity; thiosulfate transmembrane transporter activity. Lineage: Eukaryota; Fungi; Mucoromycota; Mucoromycetes; Mucorales; Rhizopodaceae.
CUCUUUAUAUAAAUUCUCCAUUUUAAAAUUUUUUAUUCCUUCUUUUUCCCUUCUUUCUUUUUUGUAUUAAGAAAUGGCAACAGUAAAGAGAUCUCACCCAUUCUACUUUGGUGGUGCAGCCUCUUGUGUUGCUGCCAUUGUCGUUCACCCUUUCGAUUUAACCAAAGUUCGGCUUCAAAAUACAAAAGGAAGUGCAAAACUAGGCAUGUUUUCGACUAUGGUCAAAAUUGCUCAAAACGAAGGUUUCAUUAAACUCUAUGCUGGCCUUUCUGCUUCUAUUCUUCGACAAGCCACUUAUUCAACGGUUCGUUUCGGUGUUUAUGAAAAAUUAAAAGAUCUUGUCUCUAAAAAUAAGAAGGCCAAUUUGGGCGAAUUGCUUGUUUGUUCAAGUAUUGCUGGUGCUUUGGGUGGAGCAUGUGGAAAUCCUGGUGAUGUGAUCAAUGUUCGAAUGCAAAAUGAUGGUCAGUUACCACCUCAUCAACGUCGCAACUAUAAGCAUGCUAUUGAUGGAAUCAUCCGUAUAUCGAGAGAAGAAGGUUUCUCUGCCCUUUUCCGUGGCCUUGGUCCCAAUAUCAACAGAGCUAUCUUGAUGACCUCUUCACAAUGUGUUUCUUAUGACAUGUUUAAAUACCUCCUCUUGAACCACACACCAAUGCAAGAUGGUCUCACCCUUCAUUUUUCAUCAAGUGUCCUUGCCGGUCUUGUGGCUACCACCGUAUGCUCUCCUGUUGAUGUCAUAAAAACACGUAUCAUGUCAGCCAGCACAAGUGAUCAUAGAAUGACAUCUACUGCGAUCAUGAAGCAAAUGUUUAAAGCAGAAGGCAUCAGUUCAUUCUUUAAAGGUUGGACACCAGCAUUCAUCCGUUUAGGCCCUCAGACGAUCAUAACCUUCGUUGUGCUCGAGCAGUUCAAGAGUUGGCAUAACAUUUUUAUGGAUAGAAAACAACAAAAGCUGAAUGUAGCUAAACUCUAGAUUGCAUUUCUUAUUUAUUUACAAGCAUUCUCAUGUGUACACCAUAGACUAUUUAUUUUUACCUAUAGACAAUACAACGUAUUUACCCGUAUUUACCCGUAGUUUUCUUUUUGUCUCCGCUUUUGUUCUUGCUGUUACCCAUAUUGACCAUUCGUUUGUAAUACGAUUAAAUAAAUAUUUUAUUAAAGAAAAUGAAAGGCCAUUAUGAACGUUCGUUUGUAAUAGGCAUUUUCAGAAAUUAUGUGC